CUAUGGCAGUGUGUGAGGAGUAAAUGGCUCAGAGUAUCCGUGGUGGAAAGCGACCUAAACACUGGUCUGGGAACUGAUAAACAAACAACAACAACAGAAAGGUGGGGAACAAACGCGGCGCGUAAAAGCUCUCCACGGCGCACGGAAACUGUGCCAGCUCUCCAAGACGCCAAGAAGACUCUGACGUGAUUUUAUCUUUAUUGGUUGUUUAUUUUUGUGUGUUUACGCGUGGAAAAAACGAGGAUAUCUUUAUUGGACAUGUGAGUUACGGGAGUUAUCAAGACGAGCAGCCGCUUUUUUUUCCCCCCAAGAUGAAGUUCUUCGCCUGCGUCCUCGUCACUUUGGUGGUGAUUCGAUCGAGUGCGGCACAGUCAGUUUGUCCUGGAACAGAGAAUAAGCUGAGCACUCUGUCUGACCUGGACCAGCAGUACCGGACCCUGAAGAAGCUCUAUGAGAACUGUGAAGUGGUUAUGGGAAACUUGGAGAUCACCAGCAUUGAUCGGAACCGCAACCUCUCCUUCCUAAAGUCGAUCAGAGAAGUGACCGGCUACGUGUUGGUGGCUCUCAACCAGUUUGACUACCUGCCGCUGGAGAACCUGCGUAUCAUCAGAGGCACAAAACUCUACGAAGGUCGCUACUCUCUGGCUAUUUUCCUCAACUACAGGCGGGACGGGUACUAUGGCCUGAGGCAGCUCGGCCUACGCAACCUCACAGAGAUACUAAAUGGGGGGGUUUAUGUUGACCAGAACAAAUUCCUGUGCCAUGCGGACACCAUCCAUUGGCGUGACAUUAUCAAGAACCCCCAGGCGGAGCUGCUGGUGGUGCCAUCCAACAACAGCAACCUUGGAUGCCGGCGCUGUCAUCGCUCUUGUAACGGACGCUGCUGGGGCCAUCAGGAAGAUCAGUGUCAAACCUUGACAAAGACGGUGUGUGCAGAGCAGUGUGACGGGCGAUGCUUCGGGCCUUACGUCAGCGACUGCUGCCACCGCGAGUGCGCCGGCGGCUGCUCGGGCCCCAAGGACACGGACUGCUUCGCUUGCACCAAUUUCAACGACAGCGGAGCGUGUGUAACCCAGUGCCCUCAGCCAUUCGUGUACAACCCCACGUCUUUCCAACUGGAGCACAACCCAAGAGCCAAGUACACCUAUGGGGCCUUCUGUGUCAAGAAAUGCCCACAUAAUUUUGUGGUGGACCACAGCUCCUGCGUCAGAGCAUGUCCCAGCAACAAGAUGGAAGUGGAGGAGAACCGCAUCAAAAUGUGCAUCCCCUGCACUGACAUCUGCCCCAAAGUGUGCGAUGGAAUUGGAACAGGCAGCCUGCAGACAGCUCAAACAGUGGAUGCUAGCAACAUUGAUAAAUUUGUCAACUGCACCAAAAUCAAUGGCAACCUCAUCUUCCUCAUUACUGGAAUUAAAGGGGACAUGUAUCACGGUAUUGGGCCUUUGGACCCUGAGCGUCUUAACGUGUUCCGCACUGUGAAGGAGAUCACAGGUUACCUCAACAUCCAGUCCUGGCCUGAGAACAUGACAGACCUGAGUGUGUUUUCAAACUUGGCAACCAUUGGAGGUCGCACCCUUUACAGUGGAAGUGGCAUUUCUCUCCUGAUCUUGAAGCAGCGUUGGAUCUCCUCUCUUAAGUUCCAGUCUCUGGAUGAGAUCAGUGCCGGCAACGUCUACAUCUUCAACAACAGUCGCCUGUGCUUCUACAACACGGUCAACUGGACAUCGCUCUUCAGGACGACCAGCCAAAAAGUCCUGAUCCGGAACAACCAAGACCCAAAAGAAUGCACCCAACAGCGGAUGAUAUGUGAUCAGAUGUGUUCAGACGACGGGUGCUGGGGUCCAGGACCCGACCAGUGUCUCUCCUGUCGGUAUUUUAGACGAGGCCGAACCUGUGUCGAGUCCUGCAACCUUUUUGACGGGGAAAUUCGAGAAUUCGCCAAUGGAUCAGUGUGCCUGGAGUGUGAUAGCCAGUGUGAGAAGAUGGAUGGGAACACCAUGACAUGUCACGGCCAGGGCCCGGACCAGUGUGUAAAAUGCCUCCACUUCAAAGACGGCCCCAACUGCGUGGAGAAAUGCCCCGACGGGUUGCAAGGCGCCAACAGUUUCAUCUUCAAGUAUGCCAAGGCCAACAACGAGUGUCAUCCCUGCCAUGCCAACUGCACCCAAGGGUGCAUCGGGCCGAGGCUCCAAGAUUGUGUCGGCAUGAUGGACAGGACACCGCUAAUAGCAGCUGGCGUUAUCGGCGGCCUAUUCAUCAUCGUCAUCCUGGCGCUCAGCGUGGCCGUUUAUGUCCGACGCAAGAGCAUCAAGAAGAAGAGAGCCCUGCGGCGCUUCCUCGAGACGGAGCUGGUGGAGCCUCUGACCCCCAGUGGAACGGCCCCCAACCAGGCUCAGCUUAGGAUCCUUAAAGAGACAGAGCUGAAGAGGGUCAAGAUUCUGGGAUCAGGGGCCUUUGGAACAGUAUAUAAGGGCAUCUGGGUCCCAGAAGGUGAGACGGUGAAGAUCCCUGUGGCUAUUAAAAUCCUCAACGAGACCACCGGUCCUAAGGCCAACGUGGAGUUCAUGGACGAGGCCCUGAUCAUGGCCAGCAUGGAGCACCCCCACUUGGUUCGUCUCCUGGGCGUCUGCCUGAGCCCGACCAUCCAGCUGGUCACCCAGCUCAUGCCCCACGGCUGCCUCCUCGAUUACGUGCACGAGCACAAGGACAACAUUGGAUCCCAGCUGCUGCUCAACUGGUGUGUCCAAAUUGCCAAGGGGAUGAUGUACCUGGAGGAGAGGAGGCUCGUCCACAGAGACCUGGCUGCCCGUAACGUGCUGGUGAAGUCGCCCAAUCACAUCAAGAUCACUGACUUCGGCCUGGCGCGACUGCUGGACGCCGACGAGAAGGAGUACAACGCAGAUGGGGGCAAGGUUGGUAUGCCAAUUAAAUGGAUGGCUCUGGAAUGCAUCCACUACAGGAAGUUCACCCAUCAGAGUGACGUGUGGAGUUAUGGAGUGACCAUCUGGGAGCUGAUGACAUUUGGUGGCAAACCCUACGACGGCAUCCCCACGCGGGAGAUCCCGGAUAUUCUGGAGAAAGGGGAGCGACUGCCCCAGCCGCCCAUCUGUACCAUUGAUGUCUACAUGGUCAUGGUCAAAUGCUGGAUGAUUGACGCAGACAGUAGGCCGAAGUUCAAGGAGCUAGCUGCUGAGUUCUGCAGGAUGGCUCGUGACCCGCAGAGAUACCUGGUCAUCCAGGGGGAUGACCGCAUGAAGCUUCCGAGCCCCAACGACAGCAAGUUCUUCCAGAGUCUGCUGGAUGAAGAGGACCUGAAUGACUUGAUGGAUGCUGAUGAGUACUUGGUGCCAAGGGGGUUCAACAUGGCUCCUCCGUCAUACACAACCAGGCCUCGAGUUGACUCCAACAGAAACCAGUUUGGCUACCGAGACGGUGGUCCAAACCCCGCAGAGGGCUCUGGGUCAAGUGCCCAAGCCUGCUCAAACCAGGAAGCUACUGGUGGACCCCUCCCGGCCCUGGAUGACCAGCGCUGUAAUGGGAGCUUACAUAAGAAGAGCAUGAGCCAGGCCGGGGGAGAGGACAGCGGGGGCCAGAGGUACAGCGCCGACCCCACCAUCUUCCUUGGAGACAGGGCGUCCAGAGGGGACACUGAUGAGGAUGGAUACAUGACACCCAUGAAGGACAAAAGCUCCUCAGAAUACCUGAACCCCAUUGAGGAAAACCCUUUCGUAUCAAGACGUAAGAAUGGUGAAAUCCAUGCCUUGGAUAACCCGGGCUACCACAGCACACCAAACAGCCAGCCAAAAGGAGAGGAUGAGUACAUCAACGAGCCCCUCUACCUCAAUACCUUCCACAACCCCGCUGAGUUGGGCCUAGAAGCCCUGAGGAGAAAUGGUCUGCCACUCCCCACCCAGCCUCCUUCUUCCAUCUCAGCCACAACUUCAGGUUCCCACCUCCCACUUACCAUCCAGACCAGCCUGCCCCACUACCCCCUCCCCUCGGCUCAGCCUUCUCCAUCUGGCAUUGCUUGCCUCCACGGCCCACCAACCCACAUCCUCCACACCCACCAUACCCUCAAACCUGCAGGACAACCUGGCAAUCCAGGUGGUGCCGCUGCCAUCCUGAGCCAAACAGGAACUUCUGCCCAAACCCAGGUGUGCCAGUCGGGCACCCUGUCGACUUCAGCAACCAUUGGGCAUGGCAGCCUGCCAGCUUACCAGAGCUUAACCACAGCUCACCCUGCCAGUUUGCUGAAGCACGGAGGAUUAACAUCAGGUAAAGCCCCUGGGAAGAAGCUGAAGGUGACCUUUGACAAUCCAGAGUACUGGCAGCACAGCUUGCCUCCUAAACCGUCAAACCAGGCACUCCCUGAUGGCGCCCAAGGUGGUUCCACCAAUGCCAAGCUCUUCUAUAAGCAGAACGGACAUAUACGGCCGUCUGUAGCUGAAAACCCCGAAUACAUGUCAGAGUUUUCCUUGAAAUCUGGUACCGUCUUGCCGCCUCCACCCUACCGGCAGCGGAACACUGUGGUCUAGAUCGUGCCCAUUUGCCGAACUUUCCUCUAUUUGACUCUAGCCUCCAGCAAUCCUGAAUUCCUCUCCGGUUCCACUGUUCCACACAAAAGGGAAAGGCCUCAACAAGAGCCCAUCCCUAAUUCUUUCCAAAUAACACGCCAUCUACUGUAGAGUGUAGCAACAUCCGGAGGAAGUGGACCGAACCGAACCAAGCAGACCCAACUCAGACUCUCCAACCUUCACUACAUCCAAUCCAGUCCAUUUUCUGUUCUGUAGAUAGAGACUGCGCUCCAUGCCACUGAGGAUGUGAAGGUUAUGGAAGUUUUUUGGCGAUGUAAUAGUCACACAGCCAAGGACAUACCGUGUCGUCCCAUCAAAGGAAACCACAAUGGGCGUCAAAUAAGAUGGAUUCAACUUCGAGGGCCUGAACUCACUGCCAGUCACUGCGGUGUCAGUUUCACGAGAGGAACAAAAUGUUUUAUUAUUCUUCUUUUCCAGGUCGGGGGAUGAACAUUUCUCUUCAGAGGGGCUUCUGAAAUAAGCAAACAGAUGGAGCAAGUACACUCUGUUAGAUGUCAAGAUGUUUUGUGAAUGACCUUGUUGAAAAAGGCGAAAUAUGGAGGAAAAAAGACUGAAAGGUUUAGUCGAGAGAGUGACUUCCAGAAACAUUAAAGUUGGAGCACUGAAAGCUGAUCAAUCAUUCAAUCUUUUAGUGUACGGGAUAUACCGUACCUUCACAAAUUUUCCAUUAAAUAUGUGAAAUUCAUCUCAUCUUUCUACUGUAACUGUGAUACUGUGACGGCCAAAACUACAAUGACCCCUCCUGUCACAUUUGUAGUCAAACCAUGGACUUUUAUAACUUGCCUAAAAAACACAAGGCAUCUGCUGUUUUCUGUUUCUUGCUUGACUGCUGUCUUAUUUAAAAAAUCUGGUCAAUAGCAAGUCUUUCCAACCCAAAGGUAACAAGGGAAUAACACACUGUAAACAACUCUAUAAACACUGGUUGCAUUGCUGAAAAUAUGAAGUUUUAUACACUGGUUUUCCCUUCGGAUCUUGAGGCAUGAGCAAAGGGUGUGCAAGGCUGGUUAGAGAAACUGCUGGAUCUGCUAAAUAGUUUGAUAAGGCCAUCCAUGAAGCAGCCAAACUAAAAAUGUUGAUCAUAAAGAUGGAUAGUGAUAAAAGAAGGAAAUAGAGAAAGAGAAAAUCUACAGAGAGGGGAUCGAAAGUUCAUGCAGGCUGCUUAAUGAAGACCGCAAGGAAUGAGCGAGGCAGCACCAGCAGAGCACAGAAAAAGACUGCUUUCUUUGUGUAUGUGUGUCUGGUUUAGUGUGGAUGGAAGGAUUUUGUGUAUUGGCAUAUAAGCAAGCCAGGGUUACUAUACUCGUCAGUAGAUGGACUGUGAACAUUGUGCUAUACGGCUGUAGUCACGCAUUUCUAAAGAUGGUGGUUCCACCGCAUAAAAGCACCAAACAGUAUUAGAUCUUUUGGAGGUUUUGAGGCUCUUGUUCAUUGUUUUGCUGAAAAAGUUGGAAUGUGGAGGCCUCAUGAAGGAUCUCUUGACACGCAGGAAGUCAAAUUUGAGUGAAUCCUUUGCUGAAUUGUGUUACCUCCACACAGCUUCUGAGCUGAUCUGUUUCAGUGUUAUCUGAUAGACUUCUCUUGACCCAUACACUUAAAUAGUAGUAAAUAUGUGUAUACUUCAAGUGGAGUGGCGAUUUUAGUCGCAGGUUAGGCCCCGUUUACACGACAACGUUUUCGAGUGAAAACGCAAAAGAUCUGUAGCAUUUUGGCUGUCCGUCUACACUGCAACAGCGUUUUAGUGCCUGAAAACGGAACUUUUUGGAAAAGGGCUCCAGAGUGGAAGUUUUUCAAAAGGCCCCCAUCUCCGUGUAAACAGGGAAACCGGCACUUUCUGAAAACAGACAUGCGCAUUGCGGCUGCAGUAAAUAUCCAUGCACGGAGUAGUCUUAUAACGCAUGCGCAGAUGGGAAGCCAAAAAACAAAACAAAGAUGCCCAACGCCAGUGUACUGUGCUCCUCUCUCUUUUGAAUUUAACUGUACUUCUCCAACAAAGUGUUGAUUUACUUCACCAUCAGUUGGAUAUUCUGACUUGACCCAUACGCCGUCGAAGGGCAGCCCGAAGGCAAUAUUGGACAUUGUAAAAUCACACCGCCAUCUACUGGCCUGGCAUGUAUACUACAUCGUUUUUGGUGUUUCCUGCAGUCUCGUGUGAACAGUCUCAUUUUGAAAAUGUUGCCGCCUGAACGUGGAACUUUUUGGAAACAAAAACAGAAAACAAAGCAAAACGCUGUCGUGUAAACGGGGCCUUAGUCAAGCUACUUUUGACCGCGUUGUCUAAGUAUGGGUAAACACUAGAUGACUUUCAAAUCUUAUCUGAUUUUCAAAUUGGGUGUAACACAGAACCUCUUGUGAUGGCCAUUUCAGACUGGUUGCAUGACAGCUGCGUUAGACAGCUGAUUUUCAUUUCGGCAUGCAUGUUAUUGAGACAGGGCUUGCAGACUCCCUGCAUUAGCGCCCCAUAUGUGCAUCUCAUGAGGCAAGAAUUUGGACUAAGUGGUUCUCAGAUGGUGGGUCAGGACCCAAAAGUUGGUCACAUUGUCCUUUUCAGUAAGUUGUGCAGGAAUUCCUGGGAAAAAAAAUUGUGCCUGGCUGCAGACCGUUCAUCUCUGAAGGCCACUCUCAUCGGUCUUCUGUUCUGAGACACCAUCUAUCUCAGAACGUAAAUACACACUAAAACACUCCAAAUAAAGUUAGAUUAAACUUCCAUUAAGAGUUAGGGUAAGAGUUGGGAUACGAAGAGUUAAAAGUUAAAAACCUGACCUGCAAACUCUGAUGCAAAACGUUAAAUAAAGCUGAGUAAACAGUCUGAAUACAGAAAAAAGCUUGGUCUACAUGAAAGCACUCUAAUGCAGCAAGUGUUGCUAACAAAGCUCAACUGCAUAUGCUACAUAUAUGGAGCUAUGUAAUUACUGUAUCUAACAUAGCAAAAGCUAAGCUCACAUAGCAUACAAAGUAUGCUACAUAUCUACAUCAUUUAUGUGCUAAAUUAGCUUUAGCCACAUUUGCCAAAGCUCACAUUGCUUAAGCUAACUUAGCCAUAGAUAACAGAGCUAAAUUGUUAGUGUAGCUAAAGCUAAGCUCACAAAGCAGCUAUGUAAGCUAUGUAGAGACAUUAUUUACAUAGUUAUGUUUGCCAAACAUGGAAAUACGUUGUACCGGCAAAUUAUGGCACUUCCUUUAUGAGAUACACGGUGUCUCGGAUGAAUCAUCUGUGAGGGUGGCAGUCAGAGUUGUUAGAGAAAAACUCUAUUCUCAGCCAGUAGGCCCAUGUGGGCCCCAUAUGGGUUGUAUGUAUAUGGGUCCUCAGUGGCAGGUUCCAUGGCCUCACCUCAGUCCGUGCCCCCUUAGUCUUUCAACCUGUUUGAGACCAAAAUAGGCUCCAUCUCAAAUAAAAGUCCACAUGGGCAAUUACAGUUGGGGCCACCAUGGAACCCGUAGACAAACCCACAUGGGGCCUGUAUUUACAGUCUGCAUAUGACCCAUUUGGGUACUAUAUGGACAUGCUGGCUGGGUUGUUUUGUCCUGUCUUGUUUAUUUGUCAUGUUUUGUACUAUCCAAGGUCCAUACUUUACCACUUCGUAGUUGUAGUUUCUGAUUGAUGGGUCUUGAGGUUCAGCCAGUUAAAAACUACUGAUCUAGAGAAUAGAGGGCUUCCCCCAAGCUCCACUUGUCUCUUAGCCAAAAUAGACAGGAAAAUGAUAAAAGAAAUGCUACGUUUACCUGGUUUAGUAGAAAUGUAUAUUAGCAUUGGUAAUUCAGGUUACAGGGGGGAUCAUCACAGUAGGGUUACGCUUCCAGCAUUGUGCUUUUCAAAGUGGUUGGUGUGGUUCGCAUUUAUGCAGAGAAACUUGCCUCAUUGUCUGAGUUUUCCUGGCUCAGUUAUCCAAUUAAUCAAGCCCCUUGUAAGGAGAUUGGGAGCCAUAGCACGCCACAGAAAUCACACAGCAAACACACAACCAGUCUGAAAUGGACUAUGCAACAUCCAGUUGGUGAUGCUUCCCAGGUUAACUGUUUUCAUCGGCUGUUUCAGGUAUUAAAUAUCAAUUAAAGGCUUGAUAUUUAAGAUUUCGGAUUGGAAAGGUUCUGACUCAACUGAGAGCAGUAAUACCACAACUUAAAGGAUUAUUUGGACAGCGAAUUGGUUGGGACAAGCCUUGAGCCAUGCCACACCUUUCUGAUCAUUUGCGGGUACAAAUCGGGGCUGAAAUCAUCUUGUACAUUCCUAAGCUUAGAUCAAUAACCACACAAAAACUCUAGGCCAUUUCUGACUGACAUAAAAGCUAAGGAUAAACUUAAAAGUGCCCUUUUUGGUUCAGGUUUAUGAAUGAAUGUCUUGAAAUUUUGAAGGACCUAAUCGAGAAGACGUGAGAAUCUGAUCGGUCUCAUUAGUAGUAAGUUUAAGAUAAUUCUACUAGGCAAGCUCUGAAUUGGUGAAGUGCACACUGAUUUUGUGUUUUGUUUGUUUUCCAUGGAAAUGUCUGGUUAAAGUUGCUCUGUCCAGUAUUUUCAAACUCCUUUAGGUGAUACAAAGGCACUGAUAGUACUUGGUUGGCUGUGGCCUGUUCUCAGUAUCCCUCAUCUUUGAGUCUUUUAAGCCUCUUCAGAAGUAUGCUUUUUACUUCGACUUGUUUUUGCCCUUUUACUCCCGUGUAAAUAGAGUACACAACUGAUGCCUCUGCAGGCAAUCUGCCAGUCAAUGCUGCUAUAAGCGCUGGUGUUACAGCCAUUAUUUCUUCCGCCAAGCCAUACCGAUUCAUAAGAACUGUGUGUGGGAAAACACCAAGUCGGUAAGCUAUGGUUUGCCUCAGAGGUUGUUGUGCAAUAUUCCCUUAGAAUAGUUUCAUAGUUCAGUCAGUAUCUUGUAGUUCCUGAACCUCUAGUGAGUUUUCCCAGUCAUAAUGCAUGUAUCAUUAACAUUACUGUGUAGUCAUUGUUUCUUAAAAGCUUUUUCAUCAUGCUGCGGCAUGAGCAAAGCCUUGUCCCAGCUGUUUUCAUGUGUAGGAUGUUUAUUUUGUGUAUUUUAAUGUGUGUGUGUGUGCGUGAGUGAUCCUGUGAGUGCAUGCAAAGCUGCACAUUUUCCCCAUGGAGCACUUUGAUCAAACUCGUGGGUAGAAAGAAAAGGAUUUCCACCCUCGUUACUGAAAUAUUGAACUUGUUUAUUUGCUCAUUUACCACUUCAGAAAGAUAAAGUCUUUCCCCAGAAAUCAAACGAAGGUACAGCAGCCAGUUCACCAAGUCGACAGUUUUUAAGCGGUACUGACCAGCUUGAAGAAUGUCCCUGCUUCCAAGUUUUGUGUUUGCUUUCGACAGUAUUUAUAACGCUGCUUUGAUGAUAUCAUGAUUAUUUGAUGAACGAGUAUUUUGUAAUCCCGUUUGGAGCUCUAAUUCAAUGAAAUGGAGACAGCAUUUAAUAUCAAUGUGAAAUAUUUAUGGUGUGCUUGAGCUUGUUUAUACAGAGUGAUGGAAGCCGCUGCCAAAUCUGGGUUUCGAGACAAAAAAACAGAAAGUGCGAUGAAGCGAAAAGAAACACACAUGCCUCAGUUACCCUCUUAUUUGGUCUGAUUUAGACUGCAGACCCAGGAUAAAAUAUACAUUUGACUGAAACUAAAGCAAUGAUGAGGAUAAAUGACCAAAAAUGUGGUGUUUUUGUCACACAAAAGCCUUGUUGAACUCCAAGGAUGAGCUACAAACUGUUUUAUUUCAGGUAAAAUUGAUGAUUUAACCCCUAUGCUAAUGGUCUUGUUGUUAGCCUGUGCUGCUAACUAUCUCAACCCUAAACACUAAUUACAGCUACUUUACCAUUCUCACAUGGUGGCCAUUUUUUCUUAUGUCAUGCUAACUUUGUUAGGCUGUGUCUUCAGGUAUUAAGUACUAUGUUUUAAAGGAAUGAGACCAUUUAACCAUUUAGAAGCAAUAGAAAACACUGCAUCUAAUGAGAAUUUCAAGCUAACAUGUUAGCAUUAUUUUUAAUAACCCAUAGGCUAUCGUUGAAUAUCAGUCCUUUCCAUGGCCAAUAUCAUUGUUAGCAAGGAGAUGUCUAAAUGCUAGCAUUGCUUGAUGACAGUGUUGUAAAGCCAGAUAGCAAGCUAGUACUUGCAAAAGGUAGCAAAAUGCAAACAUUAGCCAUUGUCUGUUAUUAGCUAAUUAGUUAUCAAAGAGAUGUUCAUUAUUUUUAAUUUGGUUCUGCCUUUUCUAUGGUAUGUUAAAAACUUCCAAAGGGUAAUGUGCAUAACUGGUAACAACUAAAAUGCUAACAUUACUAUAAGACAUUGUUGUACAAACGUUUUGGCAAGGUAAACACUUAGCUACAAAGAAAGUGAAGAUGCUAACAUGGCCAAAAAGUUAUCAAAGUUCAUGACAUUACAGUAUUUAGUCUGUUUAUGCAUUUCUAUUGUAAGCUAUGACAUUUUCAAUAGGUAUUAGCAUUAAACUGCCUUCUAGCUAACGGUAAUAUUGGAUAGAAAAUAAUGACCGCUAAAAUGUGUUGUUUUUAACAGCUAAUGGGUUUUCAAUUUUGUUUGUAAUUUGAAGCAUAGGCAGACAUCCAUUGGAAUUUUUUUUUUUUUAAUUAAAAACUGAAAACACAAUGUGGCCAGUAAAAAUUUCAAGCUAACAGGAUAGCAUUGAAUUUGGUAGUCCAAAAGCUACUGUUAGAAAAAGGCUAGUCUUCAAACUCAGACAUUUCCAUUGCUAAUAUCAUUGUUGGCUACAUAGUGUAUAAGUGCUAACUAGCUUAAUGACAGUGCUAGAUAGUACAAUAGCAUAACUGUAAACGUACCAGCUAGUUCUAGCAAGGAAUGGGGGAAUGUAAACAUUAGCUGUUGUUGGCUAAUAACUACUUGGUUUUCAAUAGAUGUUAUUUUUUAAAUCCAGUUUGGUUUGAUCUUUUCUACUGUUUGUUAAAAUCACCUAAAGGUAUAUUGUGAAAACCUCGCCAAGGUCAGUGCUACAAAGAAAGUGAAGAAUGCUAACAUGGCUAACAAACUGACUGUUAUUUUUUACAGUAUUUAGUCUUUUUAUGCCAUUUCUAUUGUAACUUAUGGCAUUUUCAAAUGGUAAUGUAAGUAGUAAUACACUUUCUAGCUAACAGUAACACUAGAUAGGAAGUAACGAACGCUUAAAUUUGCUGCUUUUUAACAAUAUAGCAACUUUUUUGGUUCUAACUUGAAAUGUGGACUGGAAAUCCGUUUGAAUUUUCUUCUUUUUUUGAAUAAUGAACUGAAAACACCACUUAGCCUGUAAGAUAUUCAACAUAGCAUGACAGUGUUGCAUUUUGUUGUCCAUAAGCUACCAUUAGACAAAAGCUAAUAUUAAAACUGAGCCAUUUCCAUGGCUAAUACUGUCUCUCACUAGAAGUGUCUAAGCACUAACUAGCUAAAUGACAGAACCAUAUGAUACAAUGGCAUAACUCUAAACUUACUUAGCCAGUACUAGCAAGGAAUGGGGGAAUGUGAACAUUAGCUGUUGUCAGUGAAUAGCUAAUUGAUUAUCAAAUGUUGCACCUUUUUUACUGUAUUUUAAAACUCUGGCAAAGAGUAAUGCUAGAAAGAAAGAGCUAACAUAACCAACAGGUUAUCAAAGCUGUUUUUACAGUAUUUAGUCUGUUUAUGCCUUUUCUCUUGUAUCCCAAAGCAUUUUAAAAGGUGAUGUUAGCAUCAAUCUGCUUCAGCUAACAGUAAUAUUAGAUAGUUAUUUAAAAAACACUCAGAUUUGCUCAUUUUUAGAUAUGUGGUAUUAACUUGUGAUAUAGCCUGAUAUCCAUUUCAGUUUCCUUAAAUUAUUGAUAAAAGCUACUAAUAUCACCGUUUAGCCGGGGAAAAUGUCAAGCUAACAGGAUAGCAUUGAAUUUGGUAAUCCCUUAGCCACCAUCAGGAAAAAAAGCUAAUUUGAAAAUUCAGCCAUUUUAAUGAACAAUAGUGAGUUUUCAGAUUUAAUACAUGUUAUUUUGGGGUUCUUAUUGUUAAGUAGGCAAUUAGAUAAAGCCAAAAACCAGGAAGAGAGAGUACAUAAUGGUGUGUUGUUGCGAGUCAUGCCUGAGCAGCCAGUUUUGACAGCAAUAGCAUUUGUAAACAGUGCUAGCAUCACCGCUAGAAUAUUUGGCACCCCCUUUUUUUUUUUUUUAACAAUGUUUAGUCACUUAAUGCCUUUUUUCUGUCAUUUAACAUUUUCAGAAACUAGUGUUGGCAUUCAGUCACCUUAAGCUAACGCCAAUCUAGCUGAAUUGCUGUUCUCUGUUGGUGACUAUUCAAAUGUGUUGUUUUAACUUUAACAUUUGGAUUUUUACUUUUUAAUGUUCAUUUUAGUGUUUAAUCUAGAAAUAAUUUAAAUAAUAAUAACUUCCCAUUUUAAAUAGUUAUUAUAGCAAUACCAUUUCAGUCCCUUAUCUCGCAUCAAAGGAGAAUGGCUGCCAUGUGAAUGUGGUCAAAGGCAAUUCAACAACACAAUCAUGACAACAUACCUUUUUAAUGUUUUGGUCCGAGCCAAGGUGCAGAGGCAUGUAGCCGUGUUGUACUGAAGUCAAUUUGUCAUCCUCAGUCAUAAUUUCCCAUGUAGGCUGCGGUGUAGUCUAAUGUAUAGCUCAAUUUCACCUUGCAUGGUACCCAAGUGAGUGUUUCACUGCCCUCCAUCUUUGUAUUUCUUCAUUAAAGACACUGUAUUCAAAUAUCUUACCAGGAAAGUGGGCAGUGUGGGAGGAAAUAAGCUGAUUAUUCUGAUUUUACUGAAUUCAGUAGCACAAACUUGGAACUCUUAUUUCUGAACUCUUUUUGUAUAUUACCUUAUAUUAUUGAGUUUUGUUUUCUCCAUAUUAUUAAGGAUGUUUUUCUUCAAGGAAAAAGACUUGAAUCGAUAUGAUUUUACCACUAUUGUGUUUGUUUCUGCAAAUAUUUAACAUGCAAAUUUUUUGUUGUUUAGCUAAAUUGCACAAAUCAUUGCUUACACAAACAGGGGUCAUACAUUCAUCAUUGUUGUGUUUUAAAUUAUCGAAAUCAGUAUAAAUGUACAGAAUCUGUGGGGUUUCCCUCCAAAACUUAUCUAACACACUUCAACAACAAAUGUGAAUAGUAUUUUUAUAAAAGCACUGAGACGGCCGAAAGUGGCGAAUUUGUAAAUAAGGAGGCGAUGCUUUGAAUUUAUAUGGUCUUCUCUCCUACUGCUGUUUUCUCCUGCUUAUACCAACUUGUACAAAAAGAGGCGUACAUAUUUGCUUUAUGUAAGUGUACCUUUUUGACUAAUGGGACUUUGAUUUCAAAAGUGCUUGUUGAACCCUUUUCUCACGUGGAAACUCUGUUCAGUGGCCCCUUUUUCCAGAGAUUCGUGGCUGUCCUCAUGUAACAUUUAGGUCUAGGUGAACACUGUUAAAGUGACGAAUGGUGAAAAGUGGCGAAAGGGGUUGUUCAAUUCACCCAGUACGUCUGUCUCCUCUCCUCUUUACCUUUCAUAUCUCAUUUAUCCUUCAUUAAUGGGAACACCAAACUUCUUUUUUCUGUUUUCCAAUAGAACUGACACCAGUGCUGCCAACCAACCCGGAUUAAACUGGGAUUCUCUUCUCUGCUAACUUUCUACUGGAAAAUCUAACUGAGCCAAGUCUGACCUCCACCUCUUCCCUGAAAGGCAGAGCACAGCCUUUACAAUACAACCUCUCUUUAUGGGUUCAUUUCCAGUUUAUUUUGCAUGCUUUUAGAGGAGGCAUAAUGGAGAGAAGACGUCCCCAAGUAUCUCCCCUUGACUUCCGUUAGCUUCCCCCCUCUUAUGUCUGAGUUAUUUGAAACCAUACCCAAAGCUUUAUAUCAUAGAAAUACCGUUCCUCAUGUUUGUUACAUGAAUCUGUCAAAAGUAUAUUUUUAAUUUAAUAUAAAUAAAGAUUGAUUCAGUAUA
This is a messenger RNA of Cheilinus undulatus (humphead wrasse), 14471 nucleotides long. RefSeq names its product receptor tyrosine-protein kinase erbB-4-like. Gene Ontology annotation, molecular function: ATP binding; epidermal growth factor receptor binding; transmembrane receptor protein tyrosine kinase activity. Gene Ontology annotation, biological process: multicellular organism development; positive regulation of cell population proliferation; positive regulation of kinase activity. Gene Ontology annotation, cellular component: basal plasma membrane; signaling receptor complex. Lineage: Eukaryota; Metazoa; Chordata; Actinopteri; Labriformes; Labridae. The transcript is spliced from 27 exons. The record is from RefSeq and is a predicted model, not a curated record. Bases 312 to 4535 code for a protein of 1407 amino acids.